Messenger RNA from Sipha flava (yellow sugarcane aphid), 1933 nucleotides. Its product is annotated as protein starmaker-like. Lineage: Eukaryota; Metazoa; Arthropoda; Insecta; Hemiptera; Aphididae. Bases 597 to 1841 code for a protein of 414 amino acids. The record is from RefSeq and is a predicted model, not a curated record. The transcript has 3 exons.
GACCAUCGCGGGGCCGGUGCAUUUUCGUCCGGUGCUGCUGUAGUUUCGAACACGUCGCCCGCGCCGUCGGUGUUUCCGUUUGUGUACGUUAAUAAAAGAAGAGAGGAAAAUAUGAUUUCUUACACGCACUGACUAGACCGAAAGGAUAAAAUAAUCGUAACACAGCACAAACCGACAUCCACAUACGGCUCUAUAAAUAAACAAGCGGUCGCACCCAAUAACCCCACCGCGUGCCGAACAACCGUCGAGUCGCGGUCCGCGUGUUGUGCUCGCGUUAUCCGCAAUCGUCGUUUAAUCGUCUGAUAUUAUUAUUGUGGAGCGCGUUUUAUCUAUCGUCCGGUGCAGUGUCGCCGCCCGAGUACGUUUUUUUUUCCACACGUCCCGCGCGCCGUCUCUCGUAGACCGUGUGCGUUGCGACUGCGUUUGUCGUUAUUACCAUUUACCGUGCUCCGGCAGUUGUGUCGACCGCGUCCGUGCCGCAAUACGUUACCGUGUCGCCCGUCACCGUCCAGACAACCGGAGAACAUCGAAGAUCGUCUUGUUCACGCACGGGGCUUCUUUGGGCGACCGGUUCACUCGCUCGCGAAACAAUCAUCAUGUUCGUCGACGUGCUCAAGCGGUACCUGCUGAUCGUGUGGAACUUCUUCUUCGGACAGGGUUCUACUGAUUCAAUACAAGACAGCACUAAGGACCAACCGGUAGAAUCGGCAGAUACAGUUCCGUAUACGGAGGCAGAUAAUAAUGUUUUAAACGAAAAAGAUAACGAUGAUGAUAUUGAAGAAAGUUUUGACGACGAAGAGGACGAAGAUGAAGAGGAAGGAGAAGACGAAGAAGAUGUAGAUGAUGAAGAUGUGAAAGAGGUAGUACCUAAAAAACCUGAUGUAAAAAUUAUAACAAAUGAUGUGCCCUCCAAACCAAAUGCUCCUAGUUUGAAAAUACCCGAGCCGCUAAAGGUAGACGAUAUAAAAAUUAAAGAUAAGGAAAACCCGAAAGAUGAUGUCUACGAGACUAAAACAAAAGAAAGUAGCGACGUAGUGGUGAAAAAAGAGGAAAUGCCCGUAUCGAAGCCAGAAUUUGAAAUCGUAGAAAAAGAAGAUCCGAAAGCUGCGUCAACGGCGAAUGACGUGGCGAAAUCAGCAAAACUUGAGUUCGAAAUCAUAGAACGAGAAACUCCUGUAAAAAAACCAGCUAAAGACGCGAACCAGGAGUUCGAAAUCGUAGAAAAAGAAGCGCUGAAAGUAGUGCCGGGAAAGAAGGAGGACGUCGUAAAGACGACGGAAAAAGAAGCGGCACCUAAAACUGUGGUGUCAGGGAAAGACGACGUGGCUGCCACCGCCAACCAUCCCAAGGACGACGUGAAGAAAACGGCGCAUGUGAAAUUCGAAGACGAGGUUAAAGGUGGCUCUGCCGAACAGCUGAAAGAGGUGGUGGCUGCGGCAGCGCAUCCGAACAAAAUUGACGACUUUAAACUUCCCGCGGUGAUCAAAGAUCAGCCGGCUGACAAGGUACAACACCAGGGACCCGCGACGGAGACGAUCUCGAAGUUUGUAGGUUUGGAAAAAGGUGAAGGGAACGAAAACGAUGGUGACCUUUCGAAAAUCGCGGGGUGCGUAGAUACUACGAUUGAUUCGUUCCUUCUGGGAGAGCAGAGACAUAGUAACGGUACGCACCACCCGGAGACGUCUAUUCAAGAUCAACAACUGGAAUACAGUGAUUCCGGAGAAGAGUUAUCGGACGACGAUAUAGAAAUCGAUUACGAGGACGACGAGGACGACGAAGAAGUGGAAGAAGUAAAACCCUUGCCACCCGUCGCCCGUAGUGUCUAUAAAAAAAACGACUGAAUUACCACGGUGUUUAUAGUCGUCGUGAGCCAUUGUAAAAAUAGUUAAAACCAAUUUUUUUUUAUUGUACAUUAUAUAUAUAUAUAUAUAUA